AGUAAUGUAUGUGUGUGUUCUCGUGCAUUGUUGUGUCUGCGUGUGUAUAUGUAUUGGUGUCUUUCUGUGGUUGUGUGUUGGGCCUGAGAGGGGCUUAGCAUCGCCCCGAGGCGGCUCAUAAUCUACCCAGUCCCACGUCUCCCCAGGGCCUGUGGUUUCAUGCAGGUUGCCAUUGCUGUAGUGAAACCCCUCUUUAGGGGAUUACGGCGCUGUCUCCCGCUCAAGGCAGCGGGUUGAUCCAUCGUCUGCUGACUGUAUUUAAGCACUCACUUAAUGUGCUAAUAGUGUUAGACUGAGGGGACACUGCAGAGCUUUUAACUUUCAUCUCUGAACGCUCUUUGUCUGUUAAAUGUUGAUUUCAUGGCUGCUGGGCUAAAAUCCACUGGUGAUCGUUUACAACCAAAGACUAUUAAAUGAGGUUCUGGACAUAGAUAUGAUGAACGCUAAUGUGAUUGUUUCACAAUUAUGCCGGAUGUACAGCAUUCACACGAUGAGUACAGCCAAGUGCAGACACUGGGCUUUGUGUGUGCCUGUUUUAAUUCAUCCACCGGGCUGAUUCUCCUCCGCUGCCUGUUCCUCUUCAUGUUUUGGGGGUCACGGAGCACGAUGAUGGCGGCGUGGAGUGGGAGUACGUUUCCUCUUGAGUCCCCGGGUUUUCCAAAUGCACGCACAAAUGGACUUCAGAACAUCAGGAAGCUCUGGUACUCCGUGACGGCGUCCUCCACGUGGCGAAUGAGGAAGAUAAUAUGAGGAAGCAGUGCAGCUCACGGCCACUUCAGGCCAAUGGGUCCAAGUGACGUCCAAGUGGAGAGCGCAGACUGCCGCAGGACGCAGGGCCGGGAAGAUUUUUCCUCCUCACGCCGGAAUAGCAGGGAAACCAUAGCGACAGUUCACAUCUGAGGGGGAGAGGGACAUCAUUGACGGAGAAUACAAUGUGGAGUACCUGACGCAGAAGCUGACAAGCGUGUAGGUUCGUUCGGACUCCUGCACGCAGCUGUUUCUCCUGUCGGGACCGGCCCACUCCCUCGCUGCUCGUCCCCCUGUCUUCCUUUAAAGAUAAGAUGCCUGGCUCUGCGCCCCUCUGCUGAAGAGGCGUCGGCGGGCAUCAGCAUGGGCGCUGUGCUGGCCGGCAUCCCCACCACCCCCUCCACCACCGAUCUGCCACCACCACCACGCUGCCCCGCCGCGUUGGGCACUCCCUCCAGCCCCUCUGAUGGGCGAAGACACUGACGCCACACCGACGCUCAACCACCGCGGCUUCCUCCCCGACCACAACUAUGUGACUGAAGCAUUGCCCAGUGCUCAAGUGCUACGUCUGCUAAACAAUUAUCCAACACUGCUCUCAAAGCCGCUCAAGCACAGUGGCUGCUCCUGGCUUUAGCCUGAAGAGCUCCGCCCAUCCUGUCCACCCCUCUCCACCCUGGAGUCCUCUCCCAGGAUGUUGAGCCCCAUCCAGGUCCUGUGCUCCGACAUCACUACCCUUUCUCUGGAGCCUGAGCCGUUUGCCUCUUACACUGAAGCUGAUAUCAUCUCAACUGUUGAGUUCAACCACACAGGAGAGCUCCUGGCCACAGGGGACAAAGGGGGCCGAGUGGUCAUCUUUCAAAGAGAACCUGAGAGCAAGACUGAGCCCUUCUCCCAGGGAGAAUACAAUGUCUACAGCACCUUCCAGAGCCACGAGCCGGAGUUUGACUACCUUAAGAGUCUGGAGAUUGAGGAGAAGAUCAAUAAGAUCCGAUGGUUGCCUCAGCAGAACGCCGCACACUUCCUCCUCUCCACCAACGAUAAAACUAUUAAGUUGUGGAAGGUGAGUGAAAGAGACAAACGGCCAGAGGGAUACAACCUAAAGGAUGAGGAGGGUCGCAUCAAGGACAUGAGCACCGUCACCUCUCUGCAGGUGCCGGUGUUGAAGCCAAUGGACCUCAUGGUGGAGGUGAGCCCCCGGCGAGUAUUUGCCAACGCUCACACCUACCACGUCAACUCCAUCUCUGUCAACUCUGACUAUGAGACCUACAUGUCCGCUGAUGACCUGAGGAUAAACCUCUGGCAUCUGGACAUCACAGACCGCAGCUUCAACAUUGUGGACAUCAAACCAGCCAACAUGGAGGAUCUGACAGAGGUGAUCACAGCGGCUGAGUUUCACCCCCACCACUGUAACCUGUUUGUCUAUAGCAGCAGCAAAGGCACGCUGCGCCUCUGUGACAUGAGAGAGGCGGCGCUGUGUGACAAACACUCCAAAUUGUUUGAGGAGCCUGAGGACCCCAGUGCACGCUCCUUCUUCUCCGAGAUCAUCUCCUCUGUGUCGGAUGUCAAGUUCAGCCACAGUGGUCGCUACCUGCUCACCAGAGACUACUUGACUGCCAAAGUCUGGGACCUUAACAUGGAGAGCAAACCCCUGGAAACAUACCAGGUUCACGAUUACCUCCGCAGCAAGUUGUGCUCUCUCUAUGAAAACGACUGCAUCUUUGACAAGUUCGAGUGUGCCUGGAACGGCUCGGACAGUGUGAUCAUGACUGGAGCCUACAACAACUUCUUCCGCAUGUUUGACCGGAACACGAAACGCGACGUGACCUUGGAGGCGUCACGAGAGAGCAGCAAGCCUCGCGCUGUCCUGAAGCCACGGAGGGUCUGUGCCGCCGGAGGGAAGCGACGGAAAGAUGACAUCAGCGUGGACAGCCUGGACUUCACCAAGAAGAUACUCCACACGGCCUGGCACCCCAACGAGAACAUCAUCGCCAUCGCUGCCACCAACAACCUGUACAUCUUCCAGGACAAACUCAACUCUGAGAUGCAUUAAUGACGAGAAAUCAGAGGUGGAGACAAACGUGUUUACACCUAAACUACAACUAUGCCAGAAUGUACACAUUACCAGACUACAGGCAUAACACGCAUCCACACAUCUAGGUCUGCUUCAACACUCUGACACUCUGCACCUGGCCUCCUGAAACUGAAAGGACCUCCACAGGGCUGGAGCGUGAAACGGGCUGGAAAACUCCAUGUAUUAUGGAUUGCGAAAUUGUGUGAACUGUGGAUUUCUUGAUUGUUAACCUCUGGAUUGUGCUUGAUGGUGUGUUGCUACAACUCUGAACCUCUGAAGGGGGGUGAAGUCCCUUCAGACUGCAGAGACGUUUACAUGUGUGUCUAUUUUUAUUUCUUCCUUUGCUUUCUCCACCUCCUCCUCUCCUCUCCUCUGUAUUUGUGUGUUCAAGCAAAGCCUAUUCUUGUCCCCUGCCCACUGUUUUGUGUAACAAAAACCCUUCACGGAUGUCUACCAGCGGCACGGAUGAAAAAUGGGGCAUUUACGUAACUGGCUGUUGGUCUGAUCAGCUAUUCCACAUUUGUUUUUGUAACUUCUUGUUAAAUGAUGUUAAGUUGGUAAUAUGAUAAUGUAAUACGAUGACAGAACUCAAGGUCAGUGUGAUGUGCGAGAAUGAACUCGGGACCCUUUCUUAACACAAGUGCACACAGACGCCUAGAGGUUCAACUGAAUUGUGUUGAGCAAGGUAAAAUUCAGACCUGCAGAUAGAAGCAGAAGCUAAUAAACUAUUAUAUGGCCUAAACUAAGAACACACUCCUAUGUGCUUCACACAGUGUGUUAUAGUCAUGGAUGUAUUUUCUGCUAAAUCUCCUCUGAUUGUUCUUUCUGCUUCUGGUCUGGGGCUGCGUCAUGAGCUACUCGUCGUUAAAUACAACUCAGAAAACUUUUAAAUUAAUCUAAAUCAUUUUAACAAUCAACAGAAAUAUGCUGCAUGCCCAACUGAUUUAGCCUAGAUGUUUAUAAAUUGACUGACUGACUGACUUGGCUGCCUUCUUAACCACUUACACCCAGCUGUACAAAGGCUUCAGGGGCCUAGGGGCCCCAUGCAGCACGAGUAACCAUAGAUGACCGAGCUCUUCUACCUUUAUUUGUGUCUUCGGACGCUGAAGCAUGUUUACCAGUGUUCGGCUCAUGCACUCAUAUGUACAUUUUGAAUGAAGCCGUUCAGGAAUCAGUUUCGCUUCGACUGAAACUGACAAACCAAGAAUGGGGAAUGUUCCUGAUUAAUGUUGUACUCUAAAAGAAAAAGAAAAAAACAAAGGGCCACAACGGUGUCUGUAUAUAUCAACUUUGUUUUGACCUUUGAUGUAUGAGGUUUUGUUUUUUACCAUCCACACACACUGCAGACUUGAUCAUCUGUGUUGAUGAUCGCCUCCAAAGCUACAGCCGAGAGAUGGCGCCUCCAUCUCUUCAGCCUUCCUCACCUCGUGCAGAAGCCUUUAUUUUUAGAGGACAAUUAAUCAUUUUAUUUGGGAACACCUUUCAGUUUUACUUCACAUCCUGACCAAACUAAUGUUUUUCACAUAUUUUUUCGUUAAUGUAUGUUGACAGAAUUGUCAAAUGGAAAGUUAUAAAUAAUGUUAAUAUGUUUUUUUUCUGAAUAAAGAUUUCAACGAAAUUGCA
Messenger RNA from Betta splendens (Siamese fighting fish), 4441 nucleotides. Its product is annotated as serine/threonine-protein phosphatase 2A 55 kDa regulatory subunit B gamma isoform. The transcript has 14 exons. Gene Ontology annotation, molecular function: protein binding; protein phosphatase regulator activity. The record is from RefSeq and is a predicted model, not a curated record. Bases 1439 to 2797 code for a protein of 452 amino acids. Gene Ontology annotation, biological process: peptidyl-serine dephosphorylation. Gene Ontology annotation, cellular component: cytosol; protein phosphatase type 2A complex. NCBI's taxonomy places the organism in Eukaryota, Metazoa, Chordata, Actinopteri, Anabantiformes, Osphronemidae.